Molecule: messenger RNA, 1767 nt
Organism: Bombina bombina (fire-bellied toad)
Lineage: Eukaryota; Metazoa; Chordata; Amphibia; Anura; Bombinatoridae
Gene: KATNA1
Product: katanin catalytic subunit A1
Exons: 11
Coding region: 152-1633 (493 amino acids)
Biological process (GO): microtubule severing
Cellular component (GO): microtubule cytoskeleton
Molecular function (GO): microtubule binding; microtubule severing ATPase activity; ATP binding
Source: RefSeq, a predicted model, not a curated record
AAAUGUAUCUUUAGAUCUCAAACAAAAGUGUCAUAGGGGAUCCGGAGAGUAACGAGGGGCAACCUACAGGACACAGUUGUUCACUGGAUAUUUUACCGUUUUAUAGCCUGGAGCUAAGGGAAUCUUACAGAAGCUCAGAACAGGGUUCAGAAUGAGUCUUUUUAUGAUAAGUGAAAAUGUAAAACUAGCUCGAGAAUAUGCCCUGCUGGGGAACUAUGACUCUGCCAUGGUCUACUAUCAAGGUGUUCUGGACCAAAUGAACAAAUAUCUGUAUUCUGUCAAAGACGCUUAUCUACAACAGAAAUGGCAACAGGUGUGGCAAGAAAUAAAUGUAGAAGCCAAGCAUGUGAAAGAUAUCAUGUCUACUCUGGAAAGUUUUAAGUUGGACAGUUCCCCGGUAAAGGCCGCUCAGCAUGAAUUUCCAGUUCCGGAUGGAGAAGUUUGGUCUUUACCAGUACCAGUUGAGCGAAGGCCUUCGCCUGGACUGCGUAAACGUCAGUCUGCUCAAUACAAUGAUAAUCGAGUAAAUAAUAAUCGAUUGAGCGCAGCUGUGAAAGGACCAAAUCAGCCUUCCUCAAGAAAUUCUAAUAACGUCAAAGUGAAACCUGGCCGUCCACGAGAAAAAAAGGAUCCCCUUAGUAAAGUGAAAGAAGAAAAGAAUAAAUCUUCUGCAGAUGUGUCAGAGAAUGAGCCUAAGAAAUUUGAUGGCACCGGAUAUGACAAGGAUCUGGUAGAAGCUCUGGAGCGAGAUAUAAUUUCACAAAAUCCAAAUGUUCGAUGGGAAGAUAUUGCAGACCUGGAAGAAGCAAAGAAAUUGCUAAAAGAAGCUGUAGUAUUACCUAUGUGGAUGCCAGAGUUUUUUAAAGGAAUAAGACGACCAUGGAAGGGUGUACUGAUGGUCGGACCACCUGGAACAGGCAAAACCCUUUUAGCAAAAGCAGUAGCCACAGAAUGCAAGACAACAUUUUUCAACAUUUCAUCAUCCACACUUACUUCAAAGUACAGAGGUGAAUCUGAGAAACUAGUUCGUCUUUUGUUUGAAAUGGCUAGGUUUUAUGCACCAACAACAAUAUUCAUUGAUGAGAUUGACUCCAUAUGCAGCCGCAGAGGUACCUCUGAAGAGCACGAAGCCAGCAGGAGAGUGAAAUCUGAACUUCUGGUUCAGAUGGAUGGUGUAGGUGGUGCAUCUGAAAAUGAGGAUCCAUUAAAAAUGGUUAUGGUCCUUGCAGCUACUAACUUUCCAUGGGACAUAGAUGAGGCUUUAAGAAGACGCUUGGAGAAGAGAAUUUACAUUCCUUUACCAUCAGCUAAUGGGAGAGGGGAGCUUCUACGAAUUAAUCUUCGAGAGUUGGAGUUGGCAGAUGAUGUUGACAUUGAAAAUAUUGCAGAGAAUAUGGAUGGUUACUCUGGAGCAGAUAUUACCAAUGUAUGCAGGGAUGCAUCUUUGAUGGCAAUGAGGAGACGUAUUGAAGGGUUGACUCCAGAAGAAAUCCGAAAUCUAUCCAGGGAUGACAUGCACAUGCCUACUACCAUGAAAGACUUUGAAAUGGCUUUAAAGAAAGUUUCAAAGUCUGUUUCUGCUUCAGACAUUGAAAAAUAUGAGAAGUGGAUUGAGGAGUUUGGGUCCUGUUAGUGUCUUGGCAUUUAAUGUUUCAAAUGAUCAUAUAUCUUGCAUUCUUGUUUUGCAUAUUUUAAAAUUGUUUUUUUUCUAAUUAUGUGACUCUUAAAAUAAUAAUAAUAAUAAUAAAAGCACAGUUUUUGAUUUUA